UAUGGAUGGGGCCCUCUUUCAUUCCUAAGUUACAAUGCACACGAACCAAUGAACUGGAAUCUACAACCACAACCACGGACAAGGACUCCCUAUGAAUUUGGAUGUACUGUUGAAUGGCUCCUUGUUAUACGAUUAUCUUACCUUCUAUCAAUUAUUUAUUUAAACUCUGCGUCACAAACAUGCAUCCGAGCUACAUAAGUAAUAAAUAACAACAGUGCGUUCGUUUUUUAUUUCUCAUUUUGUGUUUCUGCACCAACCUCUGACCAUGGAGACCAAGAACAAGGGCAGUGGUGCAGGUUCAGCGGUAGCACUAAAUGAAGAUUCUUCAUCACCAUCUUCAUAUGCAGCAGCUAUAGAUGCAAUUUCAUCCACCAUUACCCGGCGAAAACGGGUAGACAACACCAAUGUAACUGAGGAGUUUCUUAUCAUGUUUGAAUAUUUGAAGAUACUAGACCUGGAAGAAUCGUUAUCACGACUAAAUGUUAUCCAUGUUGCUGGAACUAAAGGAAAGGGUUCUACAUGUGCAUUUACGGAAAGCAUCUUACGGGCAUGUGGCUAUCGUACAGGGCUUUUCACAUCUCCUCAUCUUAUUGAUAUUUGUGAAAGGUUUCGCCUGAAUGGAUCGGAAAUAGAUCAAGAAACAUUUUUGAAGCAUUUUUGGUGGUGUUGGCACCGGUUAAAGGAUAACUGUACAAAGGAUGUGCCCAUGCCCAAUUAUUUCCGGUUACUCACUCUUGUGGCCUUUAAAAUAUUUGCUGCAGAGAAGGUUGAUGUUGCAAUUUUGGAAGUAGGAUUGGGAGGAAAGUACGAUGCCACAAAUGUGGUGAAGUCACCUGUUGUUUGUGGGAUAGCUUCACUAGGAUUUGAUCACAUGGAGAUUCUAGGGAAUACACUUUCACAAAUUGCCGGUGAGAAAGCGGGAAUUUUUAAGCCUGGAGUCCCAGCCAUUACUGUACCUCAACCUGAAGAGGCAAUGGAAGUUCUCAAGGAUAAAGCUUCUGAAAUAUCGAUUCCUCUCCAAGUGGCACUGCCGUUGAGGAUUUCAAGUCUAGGUGGUUUUAAGCUAGGAUUGGCUGGUGAUCAUCAAUAUAUAAAUGCAGGCCUAGCUGUUGCCCUUUGUCAUGCUUGGCUUCGAAGUACCGGGCACUCUAAAGAUUUUAAUCUUCUUGAGAAUGUAGAUGAUGGACAUUUUCCAGAGCCAUUCAUUAAAGGGCUUACAAUGACCAAUUUUCUGGGUCGUGGACAAAUCAUUCUUGAUCCCAAUGUAAGAUGCUCUGAUCAACAUGAUAUGGAAGAUGCUGAAAAUGUUGAUUCUAGCAAGUUGAUUUUCUAUUUGGAUGGAGCACACAGUCCAGAAAGCAUGGAAGCAUGUGCCAUUUGGUUUUCGCAUGCUAUAAAAGACAAUACACAAUCAAUUACCCAAGUUAAGGGAGCACCCAAUUUAAUCCAAAAUGACAACCACCACCUGUCAUCAAAUUUUGAGCAACAGAACUACAGCAGCGAAAACUAUAGGAAGAAUUCAAAGCAGAUCCUAAUAUUUAAUUGUAUGGCUGAGAGGGACCCACAACUACUUCUUCCUCAUCUUGUUGAUACAUGUGCUCUACAUGGAGUACAUUUCCAUGGAGCUUUUUUUGUGCCAAACCAAUUAUCAUUUACUCAAGUUGGGUCCAGUUUGACACCUGCAGCGAAUGAUUCUCCAAAAGUCAACCUUUCGUGGCAGUUAGUUCUACAAAGAACAUGGGAAAAUCUAAUUAAUAGAGGCAAAGAGACCAAUGAUAGGACAGCGUCAGAACUGUCACAAAUGCCACCCUCUUAUGAUUUUUUUCUCGACGAAACUUCACAAGAAAGCUAUCAUAAUUAUAAGAAUAAUGUGUUCAGUGCUGUCAUGCCUUCACUUCCAACGACAAUCAAGUGGCUCAGAGAAUGCGUUCAGCAAAACAGUUCUGUGCGAUUACAGGUUCUUGUGACGGGAUCUUUGCAUCUUAUUGGAGACGUAAUAAGGAUGCUGAAGAAGUAAGCCAAAAUUCGGUGGAUGCCAUUUUUACAAGGCAGUGAGCUCGCUUAUGAUAUUGGUAAGAAUUUUAAGUGAUUACGUAGCUAUAAAACCUCGGGCUUGCAUGUACUGCAAGGCAGGUUAUUAAUUGUCAAAACCAUUAUACAGUAACAUAAAAUUGAGGGGCAAUACUGGGUCAUCGAUGGCUUAUAAGUUGUAACAGUAAGAGCUACAAUUCUUUAUUCAUAUCUUGUAUUGAUAAAUGUUGUUUGAUUCUACAUGAGGCAUUCGAGGGUUAAAAUUAUAAAGCAUGACUAUUUUUGUUU
This is a messenger RNA of Cryptomeria japonica (Japanese cedar), 2319 nucleotides long. Its product is annotated as folylpolyglutamate synthase. Bases 266 to 2017 code for a protein of 583 amino acids. Lineage: Eukaryota; Viridiplantae; Streptophyta; Pinopsida; Cupressales; Cupressaceae. Gene Ontology annotation, molecular function: ATP binding; tetrahydrofolylpolyglutamate synthase activity. The record is from RefSeq and is a predicted model, not a curated record. Gene Ontology annotation, cellular component: cytosol; mitochondrion; cytoplasm. Gene Ontology annotation, biological process: tetrahydrofolylpolyglutamate biosynthetic process. The transcript is spliced from 16 exons.